AUGAGGGAGAGAAAAGAGCGUGAAAAACCGUCAUCAUUGGUGUUAGAGAGGCAACGUGAGGCGCUCGUAAAGGGCGUCGAGGUUGCGAGCGAGCGUCGCCGCGACGAUGCAUCGCUUCAGACGACGGGGGCGGAGGCCGAGCCCGCCUCGCCUGCGGUCGGCCGCUGGGGCGCCGAGCCGUUGGACCUGACCCCGGCGAAGCACGAGGAGCUCGCGACGAAAGCCGAAGCGGCGCUGCGCCGGCUCCUCGUAACCGACAACUAUGACUCCGUCAGCAACUUCGUCUCCCUCUUUGAAGCAUUCGAAAAAUCCACAGACAAACUGUACGACGUUUACGAACAGUACUCUCCACCAAUCAGACCUAAAAAGCACACAUGUGUAGGGUUAGGAUUCGAGUUGAUCAAGCGUUGGCGAGGGUUGAACAAGGAGUUUCCCGGCUUCGCUGCUGCGACGGCCCUGAUAUCUUGCGAGGAGGCUGUGGUGGAUGUGAGGGAAUACGUCACGUGUGGCGAGAGUCCCUCGGCGGUGCUCGAGGCGGAGAAAGAGCAUGUGAUGGUCGGAGUUCAGAUCAAGAUCGAUGGCCGUCCGGGACUGAUGCUCGCGGAUCCGGGAUACCACGUGCCGAGGAUCGUCACUGUCAUGGCUGAUCGAGCGUAUCCACAUACUGGUUGGUUCACCCAGUCAGACGAGCCACAUUGCCGCAAAGAGUACAACUACAUGCUAAACCCCCAAAACACCAGCUACGUAGAAUGGCAAGAAAGAGAAACCCGCGGAACAGAAGUCAAAUGCCAGACUUCUCUCGUCUACGCCGCCCGGCCGUAUUUGGACGGAGUCAAUGUCACGGAGCGAAGAAACCUGGUCUACAACUUCAGGAGUCUUCUUUCCCGCGACCAAAAAGGCCACCUCAUAGCUGGCUUGUACUUUCCCGUGGGAGGGCGCGGUAAGGACGCGCAGUUCACGCUGUUCUUUGACAAUGGAACGGAGAAACGGAAGACUAAGUACAAAUUCAGCCUCUUCCUGGAUCCAGAUAAUAUACCAGACCCAAUAAAAGAAGAAAUUGAACUUUGCAACGCCCAAAUGAACUACAAAGAGGGUGAACUACGGACCAUCAUUUGCCAGUUAGCGAAAGUGCUUUCCAACCAAGAAUUCAUAGACCAGAUGCUCGAAAUCAACGACGACAUCUGCCGCCUCAGCCUCUGACAGUGGCCGCAAAAUGGCGUCCAAAACAAAAUGGCCGAAAAAUCGGACGCCAUUAGCUUACCAAGCGACACCUCAAAUAUUCUUCCCAUUUAAUCUAGUUUAAUAUUACUGCUAUUUAUCAUUUUAAUUCAGUAUUUAAUUUUGGGUGUGGGUAAUUAUUUUACAUUCGUAUAAAUCUUAUGUAGUGAUAAGGUUAUUUUACAUUAUUUGACUAUGUAUUCUAAUUGUGAAUCAUUAUAAAUUUACCUACUUAUAUGGAUUUUGGGAUGCCUAAUUUAGUGACUGAAUUUUAUUUAAUCAAUAUAAAACUAUCAUCA
This is a messenger RNA of Amyelois transitella, 1517 nucleotides long. RefSeq lists its product as uncharacterized. The transcript has 6 exons. Bases 1 to 1200 code for a protein of 399 amino acids. The record is from RefSeq and is a predicted model, not a curated record. NCBI's taxonomy places the organism in Eukaryota, Metazoa, Arthropoda, Insecta, Lepidoptera, Pyralidae.